This is a messenger RNA of Dendronephthya gigantea, 2056 nucleotides long. RefSeq lists its product as uncharacterized. Bases 463 to 1116 code for a protein of 217 amino acids. NCBI's taxonomy places the organism in Eukaryota, Metazoa, Cnidaria, Anthozoa, Malacalcyonacea, Nephtheidae. Gene Ontology annotation, molecular function: zinc ion binding; mRNA binding. The record is from RefSeq and is a predicted model, not a curated record. The transcript has a single exon. Gene Ontology annotation, biological process: oogenesis; negative regulation of translation. Gene Ontology annotation, cellular component: perinuclear region of cytoplasm.
ACCAACUGUGAUAACUUGGGUUAGGAAAAUUUUAUUGAAGCGCUAAUGUCUGUGAGAAUUGAUGCGUUAAGAGCCCCUCGUCACGGCGCGCGUGUAACUUAAUUAACUCUUCUGUGAUUGGUUGAGAGAACAGUAUAAUGUACACUGACAAAGAGGCCACAUGUCCUUUUGUGUCGUGCUCAAUAAUUUAAAAUGCAUUUGAAAACGCGGUCAUUUUAUAUGCUGAUUGCUCAACGCGGUAGUUGAGGACAAAGCACUGUACAGUAAACAAAGCACGCGGUGACACACGACAGUUGACUAGAAACGGCGCCAAAACUGCACUGCCGUAACUUUGUUUCGUAGGAAGACUCACGUAACGCUUGCUCUCGAAAAUUUGCGGUAUUUUGCAGCUGCAACAAUUUGCUGACAAAUUAUAUACAUAGCUUUGAAACAAAUUAUAUAGCAUUGACGGAAGAAGUUAGGAUGGGUGAUGAAAUGUUGACGUUGUUUUACGAUAAAGAGAUCUUGAGCUACACGAAAGCUGCAGAAGGAAAGAAUAUCUCAGAAUACGAAAAAGAAGCAGAGUUUCGACUAUUUCGAGAUUAUUUCGGCCUCAUCCAUUUGAUUCAGAGCUGCGAGGCUGGAGCUGCUGCUACUCAGCAGCGUGGAUACGGAGAAAUGUUAGGAUAUUCGACAGAAAGGAAUAGAUUGGAUAGCGUUGAUUCUGAUAUAUGGAGCGAUACAUCAAGCGGAGGUCGUGAUUUUGAUACAUCAUUGGACGGUGUGCAACAAAGUUCAACUGUACCUCAAACCAGCCCUUCACUAGCACCAGGGUUCUCCCCAUCGAGAAAUAUAAUCUUACGAGACGGGGCUGAUACAGCAUUGCGAGGGCGUCCUGUAUUGGCAGAAGUUAGCAAAAUUGCCGUGGGAAGACGUAAUCAAAAUGUUUGUGUGUUUUGUCGUAACAACGGUGAAAGCAAGAAGGUUUACUCGAGUCAUGUCCUGAAGGAUCCGCAAGGCAACACCGUGUGCCCAAUUCUACGAGCCUAUACCUGUCCACUGUGCAAGGCAAGCGGUGAUGAAUCGCACACCAUCAAAUAUUGCCCUAAAAACAAGAAUAACCGUUUGGACAAAUAAGCAGAGGAACUUAUAUCUUGUGCGAACUACAAUGAAUAUUGUGCAACUUAGACAAUAUAUUCUGAACGCCAUUGAAAUGUAUAUAGAGUAAGUUAUUUGCGAUAGUGUCAUGAUUGCUAGCACGACUCAGUAUGUUUAUAGUGUGAUUUGAUCCUAGCAACAAGAAUCGCGCGACCGUAACCGUUAAAUUUCAAGUAGUAUAAUUUCAUGUUGAAAGUUAUUAUUAAUGGCUUUCGCUAUUAGGAAAAUUACUAGCCGUUAUGACCUUAGCAACCGACACGAAACCUUUAGUAAGGAUGUGAGGUUAAGAUUUUUUCUAUCUUGCACGGUGUGUUAGGUUAAAUAUAAAGCAAGCAAGCAAGCGUAGCAUUUCGACUUUUACGCGUUUCAAGACUUGGCGAGGAUAAUAUUUUCAUUCAAAGCUAAAUUUCCAAUUCUGCACUGUUAUAUAGCCGUGCAUAUAACCAGAUAUAUCUAUUUAAUUCAAAAUUUUUAAUUUCCGUAAAAAAAUCAGAUAAGGACCCAAGUUUUUAAUGCGAAUAAAUUGCAUGGGUUCACUAGUCUAUAUAUAUAUACGCGGGACUCAAAAUGUAGCAGUUUUUAUUAAUAUUUAGGGUGUCUAAGUAUACAAUAAUUUGACCAGUUUAUAGGAAGUAAUCCAAAGAUGUUAUAUAUCAUCCUUUUGUAUCAAAAAUUUUAUAUAUAGCCUAUGUAAUUGCAUGCGAUGAAUUCAGAGUGUGAAACUGAUGCGAAUUAAAUCAUUUUUAUUUUCUAGAAUGACGUAGUUAAAAAACAGAUCAAAAAUCUAAUUUUUGCAAUAAUCGCGUUGCAUGACUCCAUGCAUGCAUAUAUACGUGAGAUAUAUAUAUAAUAUAGUCGUAUAUUACAGUUGUGUUGCUGUGGAUAAUAUUGACAAUAUAAACAGCGUUUAAAUUCUUGA